AUGACGCCCACAAAGACUACAACAACUGAAGUAGAAAUGGUGAUACGAAAUAGAAAAACUGUUGUUAAAGACGGGAUUAUGACAAUGUCUGGAAUCGGCGAGCCUUCGGUUUUCCAUGCGUUAGUAGUGAUAUUUUUGGAAUUCUUCGCAUGGGGAUUGUUGACUAUGCCGAUAAUAUCAGUCCUAAAUGCAACGUUCCCAGAUCACACUUUUCUAAUGAAUGGACUUAUCAUGGGUAUCAAAGGAAUUUUGUCCUUUUUGUCAGCUCCUCUAAUUGGCGCUUUAUCUGACGUGUGGGGACGGAAGUUUUUCCUACUAGUAACAGUGUUCUUCACUUGUGCGCCAAUUCCGUUGAUGACAUUAAAUACUUGGUGGUUCUUUGCCAUGAUCAGCUUAAGUGGAGUAUUUGCAGUAACCUUUUCGAUCGUAUUUGCUUAUGUUGCUGAUGUAACAACUGAAGAAGAGCGUUCACGAGCCUAUGGAUUGGUAUCUGCAACUUUUGCAGCGAGCAUGGUAAUAUCACCCGCACUUGGUGCUUAUUUGAUGGACUUAUAUGGCGAGGCACUUGUCGUCGUAGCAGCAACUGCAGUCGCCGUUCUGGACGUGUUUUUUAUCAUGGUGGCAGUUCCUGAGAGUCUCCCUGAGAAAGUAAGACCAAGUGGCUGGGGGCCUGCUAUAAGCUGGGAGCAGGCUGACCCAUUUGCUGCUCUAAGGAAAGUCGGCGCAGAUCGCACUGUACUCAUGUUGUGCGUAGCUGUAUUCCUAUCUUACUUGCCUGAAGCUGGGCAGUAUUCUUGCAUAUUUGUGUAUUUGAAAUUAGUUAUGGGAUUUGGUGUUGUGCAAGUGGCAAUAUUUAUUGCAAUUGUUGGUGUUCUCAGUAUUGCUGUGCAAGUGGUACUUGGAUACCUAAUGAAAUCACUUGGUGCAAAGCAUACAAUAAUGGUUGGACUCUUAUUUGAGAUGCUACAACUUAUGUGGUACGGGUUUGGGAGCCGUACAUGGAUGAUGUGGGCUGCAGGAGUGUUAGCAGCACUUGGAUCUCUUACAUAUCCAGCAAUAAGUGCCUAUGUUUCUGUAAACAGUAGAGCUGAUAGACAAGGAGUUGUACAAGGAAUGGUCACAGGAGUGAGAGGCCUCUGCAAUGGUUUGGGACCCGCCAUGUUUGGAGUGAUAUUCUACUUGUUUCAUGUAGAUCUUAAUGAAGAGCAUGCCCUUGCAGGAAUGGAUGGCCGACCUGAUGAUGACAAGUACAUUAGAAUUGUUCCAGGGCCACCGUUUGUAUUAGGUGCAUUGCUGGUAAUUUGUGCCCUUCUAGUUGCAGCGUUUUUACCGGAAGAUAAUGUAAUUGCUGCACGACGCACUUCACCCGAUUUGCGAUUUGAAAUUGAACAUGGACGGCGCGUAGCAGGCCCUUUGUCACCUUUAAUGGCUCCAGAGUCAGCGGCCCUCUAG
Molecule: messenger RNA, 1452 nt
Organism: Pieris macdunnoughi
Lineage: Eukaryota; Metazoa; Arthropoda; Insecta; Lepidoptera; Pieridae
Source: the annotation of a GenBank genome assembly